Messenger RNA from Laccaria bicolor S238N-H82, 603 nucleotides. RefSeq lists its product as uncharacterized. The transcript is spliced from 4 exons. NCBI's taxonomy places the organism in Eukaryota, Fungi, Basidiomycota, Agaricomycetes, Agaricales, Hydnangiaceae. The coding region runs from base 1 to 603 and encodes 200 amino acids. Gene Ontology annotation, biological process: intracellular signal transduction; protein phosphorylation. The record is from RefSeq and is a predicted model, not a curated record. Gene Ontology annotation, molecular function: protein serine/threonine kinase activity; ATP binding. Gene Ontology annotation, cellular component: cytoplasm; nucleus.
AUGCAAUGUGUCGUUCAAUCAGCUGUCUCUCAACCGCUCCCUCUCCCUUCAACGCUCUCUGAGGCUAUGACUCGCAACUACAUGGUUACAGAUUUCGGCAGCGCGCAACAUUUAUGCUUACGGACUACCAAUGAGAUCACUUCUACCGUCCUUCGUGCCCCAGAAAUCAUUCUUCAGGGCCCAUGGGAUACUAAGGUUGAUAUCUGGGCAUUUGGAUGCCUGAUAUUCGAGUUUAACACUGGUGCCUCUUUGUUCAAAUAUAUACCUUUUCCGGAAUACAAGCUCGACGAACCGACAGGGCAUCUCUGGCAAAUGCUCUGCUUCACACGCGAGCGCAUGCUAAGCGACCAAGUAAACUCAAGCAAGCUUGGGGCUCACUCCUUCGAACCCUCGGUUGACAACCCCAUGUUCAGUGACCUGAAGGCACAUCCGACCAUAUUUAAUAACCCUUUUACCUUGUCUCUUAGGAACUAUAAGGUGAUGGGGGAGGAAGAUGUCCUUGCAACAGCAAAUAUUAUUAAGAGGUGUUUGCGCUUAAAUCCGAAGGACCGCGCAACGGCGGAGGAGCUACUCCAGGAUCCUUGGUUCCAUGGUGCAGCUUAA